Molecule: messenger RNA, 1561 nt
Organism: Terrapene triunguis (Three-toed box turtle)
Lineage: Eukaryota; Metazoa; Chordata; Testudines; Emydidae
Gene: MC5R
Product: melanocortin 5 receptor
Exons: 2
Coding region: 193-1170 (325 amino acids)
Biological process (GO): G protein-coupled receptor signaling pathway
Cellular component (GO): membrane
Molecular function (GO): melanocortin receptor activity
Source: RefSeq, a predicted model, not a curated record
UCUAUGAAUUUGAACAUUCUUUUUUCAUUUAGCUCUUGAGGAUGGACAGGCAGCUAGAGGGAAAGAAUACAGGAUAUGAAGAGAAAUAGGAUCUGAAGGAACAGUCCUGGGCUUCUUGCCUUUCUGGAAAAUGCAUUUACCACCCUGCUUUACAAGUCCUUUGGAAAGAAGAGAGCAUAUUUGCCUCCAGAGAUGAACUCAUCCUACCAGCUACACAUUCCAGAACUUAACUUGAGUACUUUUGGCAUCAACUUUACGGUGCCUACUGUCAAGAACAAGUCAUCACCAUGUGAGCAAGUGGUCAUAGCAGUGGAGGUGUUUCUAAUCCUGGGCAUUAUAAGUCUCCUUGAAAAUAUCUUGGUCAUCUGUGCAAUAGUUAAGAACAAGAACUUGCACUCACCUAUGUAUUUCUUUGUGUGCAGUUUAGCAGUAGCUGACAUGCUGGUCAGUGUUUCUAAUGCUUGGGAGACCAUAACAAUAUAUUUAAUAAACAAUAGGCAUCUAAUUAUGGAAGAUGCUUUUGUACAACAUAUAGACAAUGUUUUUGAUUCAAUGAUCUGCAUAUCUGUGGUGGCUUCCAUGUGCAGUUUGCUGGCUAUAGCAGUAGACAGGUAUGUCACAAUUUUCUACGCCCUGCGUUAUCACAACAUCAUGACAGUGAAAAGAUCAGGGCUAAUCAUUGCAUGCAUAUGGACAUUUUGCACUGGCUGUGGCAUUGUCUUCAUUCUUUAUUAUGAAUCAACUUACGUUAUCAUUUGUCUCAUCACAAUGUUUUUCACCAUGUUAUUCCUCAUGGUCUCUCUGUACAUACAUAUGUUCCUCCUGGCUCGUACUCAUGUCAAGAGAAUAGCUGCUUUGCCUGGAUACAAUUCUGUCCAUCAAAGGACCAGCAUGAAGGGGGCUAUCACUCUGACCAUGCUACUUGGCAUCUUCAUUGUUUGUUGGGCUCCAUUUUUUCUCCACCUCAUCCUGAUGAUUUCUUGCCCUCAGAACCUCUACUGUGUUUGCUUUAUGUCUCACUUCAACAUGUACCUCAUCCUCAUCAUGUGUAAUUCAGUGAUCGAUCCCUUGAUCUAUGCCUUUCGUAGCCAGGAAAUGCGGAAGACCUUCAAGGAGAUUAUUUGUUGCUAUAGCCUGAGAACGGCCUGUGGGUUGCCGAGCAAGUAUUAGGAAAAUGCAUUUUUGAAUGAGGAAACCAAGAUGCAACAUUAUUAUUUAUCAGGAAAAUCAUGCAUCAAAAUUGUUAGCAUCUUCUUGCCCUAUUUCUGCUGAAGGAACUAUAAAAUGUCUUUCCACCGUAUAGUUGUAAUGAGGAUCAUAUUUUUAUGGAAAGCUGUUUUUCUAGUUUGAUGUUAUUUGGUUUAUUUCCUCUUCCAUACACACCUAUAACUUUAACUGGCAUUAAUAGGAGUUAGCAUAUGCAGGUGUAUCAAGAGAAGAAUAGAACACUUGGGGCCAGAUUCAAGCCAGAUAUCUUAUAAAAGUAGCAGAAAUUUCAUCCUUUCCCCUCUUUGAUUUUUACGGGCAGGGUACAUGAAUAUGUAGAUGUGGGUAGGAUAUC